Wyeomyia smithii (pitcher-plant mosquito) is the source of this 831-nucleotide messenger RNA. RefSeq lists its product as uncharacterized. The transcript has a single exon. NCBI's taxonomy places the organism in Eukaryota, Metazoa, Arthropoda, Insecta, Diptera, Culicidae. The coding region runs from base 1 to 831 and encodes 276 amino acids. The record is from RefSeq and is a predicted model, not a curated record.
AUGGCUAAAACGUGUGCAAAGUGCUCCGAUGCUAUUUCGGGCAUUGAUUUUGUUACCUGUCGUGGUUAUUGCGGAGCGACAUUCCACAUGAGUACAUGUGCUGGCGUGUCACGCGCGCUGCUAGGGUACUUUACUUCGCACAAAAAGAACCCCUUCUGGAUGUGUGACAAUUGUGCCGAGUUGUUCGAGAAUUCUCAUUUUCGCAUGCUGUCAUCCAAUGCUAGUCCACUGCCACAGCUGAACUCGCUAACCAACGCGAUUACUGAGCUACGUGGCGAAAUCAAACUACUACAUACCAAACCGACUGCCCCAUUCUCACCGUCACUACGCAAUCGUUGGCCUGCAGUAGAUCAACAUAGGGCUUUCAAGCGACCCCGUGAAUCAGAUGCGGCCCCACGAUCCACGGACAACUGCACUGUCGGUAGUAAGCCGACUCUGAACAGCUUUGUUGUAGCACCCGCUACCAAUAACAUCGAAGAUAAAUUCUGGCUGUAUAUAUCUAGGAUUCGGCCUGAUUUCUCUUCGGAAGCUAUGUUAACCAUAGCGAAGGCCUAUCUCGAGACCGACGACGACCCUGUCGUUGUCAAACUCGUCCCGAAGGACAAGGACAUUAGCACCCUUACGUUCGUGUCCUUCAAAAUUGGAGUUGAUCCUUCCCUAAAGGCCAAGGAACUGGAUCCAGAAACAUGGCCGGAGGGUACUCUCUUUCGCGAAUUCGAGGAUUUUAAAGCACCAAAAUUUCGCGCACCGCUGAAAACCAAAAAAACAACGACACCGCUCUUGCUAUCCCAAGUUUCGUCUCUAGCAACGCCCAUGACGAAUCUGUGCUAA